This is a messenger RNA of Canis lupus familiaris (dog), 1408 nucleotides long. Its product is annotated as putative inactive serine protease 58. The transcript has 5 exons. Gene Ontology annotation, molecular function: serine-type endopeptidase activity. Lineage: Eukaryota; Metazoa; Chordata; Mammalia; Carnivora; Canidae. Gene Ontology annotation, biological process: proteolysis. Bases 462 to 1175 code for a protein of 237 amino acids. The record is from RefSeq and is a predicted model, not a curated record.
AGGGGUCAAUGGGACAUGUAGAGGGAGGGCUGGUCACACAUUGUGGGGGAAGGGAUUGGUGAUAAGAACUGAGAGGCUAGGGGAGGCUUGGGAUGAAUUUUAACUCCACAGAGGGUUUACUUGACUCCUGCUUUGGAAUUCUUUUCCCUAGCUGAGAUAGAUAAAGCUCAGAUCCUUGGGCCUCAUCUUCCCAUAGGGCGGGCUUCAGUUAGCCUGAGAAGACCUCCAUGCCUACUGACUGGUGGGCGGCUAUGACUGGUGAGACUCCUUUCAUGCAGAGGAUCAAGAGUGGCAGGAGACAACCUCUAGAAGACAGACUUUUGUAGAAUCCUUAUCCUCAUUUCUCCCCCCUGCACCUUCUGCUGCCCAGAAUCCCCACGCAGGACAUAAGUUCUCUGCCUGCUUUGUGCCUGUUAGUUUCCACUACACCCUUAUCCUCAGCACAGGAUUCAGGCGUCAACAUGAAUUGUAUCCUAUUAACUUUGCUGAUGGUGACUGGUGUUGUUUCAUAUGUUAGUGAAGACAUGGAAGGGUUCAAUCCUCUUCUCUACUUAUUUUACCUGAGCUCCAGUUAUCAGUCCUGUGUGGGAACUUUGAUUGCCCCUCAGUGGGUGUUGACGGCAGCACACUGCUUUUUACCAGAUCUUCAGAUCAUCUUUUAUGGCAGCUUCAUGAAUCUUCGAGACUUUACUGGGGAGAUCCUACGUUAUGAGAGGAUCUUCAUCCACCCAAACUUCACUGCUACCUCUCCUAAAGAUGACCUCAUGUUGAUAAAGCUGGCUAUACCUUUUACCUUCAUCUCCACAAGGCAUUUACAGUGGCCUACUUUCAAGAAUGCAGUUAAAGAUUGCUUGAUUCACACUUGGUUAGAGAAUAAAUACUUUAUUGGAAAUUCAAACAAUAAUCUGCAAAGCAUCACAAUUCAAAUGAGCUCUAAUAUAAACUGCAAAAAAUUAUUGGGUGAAAAACUCCUAGAAGACAUGUUUUGUAUAGGACCCACACUAGGAAGUCAAGAACCCUGCCAGGUGGUCACAGCUGCACCAGCCUUAUGUGGCCGUGAAUUACAAGGAAUUUUGUCUUGGGGAACUGGAUGUGUUCUAACAGGAUACACUGUUGUCUUCACUGACCUACACAGCUACGUUCCGUGGAUCAAGAACAUUAUGUCUACAAAAUAAGCUGAUAUAGAGCUCCAUUGACACACUUACCUCCCAGCUGAUCCACAGCAAUCAUGCUAUAUAUCUCAGUCCCAGUCUUUCAUAGGAUCUAGAUCUGACUGGAGUUUCAAAAGAGAUCGUUGAUGACUCCUGAGUGUUGGCAUGGCUCUAGUCUCUUUAACUGCUUCUUUGCUUAUUCCUAACUCAUGACUGAAUGUUUAAAAUAUUGAAAACAUGAGUGCUAGUCUCAAGAA